GCGCAUGUGCACACGUGUGUGCACACGAUUCAAUGAAACGGGCAGAGAGAGCAGAAGGAUAAACCGUAACAGCGGGAAGGAUGAUCUGCUUUGAUAACCAAAAAAAAGAGUUUUUUUUAUUUGAACGAUGUAACAUUACGCUACAUAACACAUCAACCUUUAUCCUAUUAUCAGGACCAUCGUGAUAUCAUAAGAAGGACAAUAAAUGAGUUUAUUUCAUUGAGGCUGAAGCCCAUUAAGCCAUCUGAGUUGUAUUUUUUAUUAUUGUUUUUUUCAUUGGCUUAUUUCGGCGUGCACGGAGUCAGUGCCCUGCACUUACGCAACAGAGAUCUUCACUCAGCAACGGGUUCGCGAGGAAAGGACGAAAUAAAGCAGGCAUUUUUUUUUUGUAUUCCAUUUUUUUUAUCUAAUCCCACUGAUUUCUGAAAGGAUUACCGGGCGAAUCAUGAUUGAGAGGCCGCUGCCCGGACCGGGAACAGUGUGGCAGUCAGUGGGAGCACAUCACCAGGAUCCGAACUGAAACAUUGAGAGAUGGAUCUGUCUAGACUUUUCUGUACAUGACCGGCCAAUGGAGGAAGAAAAGAAGGUUGAUAAUAUCCAACCAAAAUCCAGUUCCCCUUUACCUACUGGGAUUCCCAUUAACUGGGGACUCAUCACCGGCCCUGUCCCUCAGCCUGUGUUCCCAACACCUUCUUUGAGCACCCAACUGCCUCCUCCUCAGAGUUCGGCUGUUCACGCCCUGCAAACCAAGGUGAAGUCACUCACACAGAGAAGGACAAGAGGGAGAGAUCGAGAGAAAGAAAGAGAAAGAUUCGACACAGAUGUUUUAGUGAGCAGUCCAGUUGGGCAGAUUUCAUCCGAAGUCUUUCUCAGACAGAGGCCCAGAGGAAAGGCUCAGGUAUCUUUGCCUGGCCCCUCCUGGCGAUCAGGAAAUACAAAGAACUUGAGCAGUAGUGAUGAAGAGGAGGAGGUAGAGGUGCAAGUCAGUUUCCAGAUCCACAGCCCUCCAGCUGAGGAGCAGGUCUUCCAGGAGGGAGAGGAAACUGAAGACGAGAGGUCAGAGAGAAAUGAGGACCAGGUCAGUUUUCUGACAGGCUGUGGGCUCGGGGAGGGAACCAGUCUAGAAAGUCUUCUGUCUGAUAACUCAAACAGCAGUAAGGAUGACCCAUCACCUCCUCCUCCUCCUCCUCCUACUCUAACUGUGCUCUCCUCAUCUCCUGCCGCCACCUCUGCUUCUACAACAGCUUCCAAUUCUUCUUCAACGUCUUCCACUUCAACCAGACGCUGGGCACCACCCAAGGGCUUCUGGAGAGUUGUGCGCCCUGAAACAUUGCUUCUAAAUGGUGUCAGCCCUGACAACACACCCUCCAUUGUACCUGUGAAGGACCAUACUCAGACAGAAGCACCGACAGAGCCUCAAAGGUAUUCUAAACCAGCCGAAACAGGCACCAGGAGCGAUGCUGCAAGUGUGGUGUAUGACAGUGACGCAUCCGCAGAGUUCAAACACUCGGACAGUGUGGAGUGCUACCUGGACAGGUGUGAGCAGAAGGAGUUAGAGGCUGCUGACCUAGCUAAAGGACUGUGCAGUUCGGACAGCUCAGAGAGCAUGUCUUCACAAAGUGGGCUACUCUCUGCUGAUGAGAAAUUGAUGGUGAAGCCGAGAGCUUAUGUAAAGUUAAGGGAAAGAACCCAAAUCUGCACGGAGGACAGCGAGCAGAGUGGAGGGGAAAGUUCCGGCUAUUAUGGAGACACAACAUACAGACGCGAUUGUAAAGUCACAGGUGCCCAUGGAGUUUUCGACAGCUCAGACUCUGCUAUUCUUGCUCAGGAACUUGAACCCUAUUUGAGGACACUUCUUGUAAUCAGUGAUGAACUUCCUCUGAGCCCAAGACAUGAGCAAGCCAAGCUUCUUCUGGAGCGAGCAAGACUCAAGGCUCGCUCCAAUCAUAUUAAAGGCGAACGCCCCGGCAGACGCUCCCAUUCUGAUCAAAGAGCCACCGUAAAGAAGCAGCAAAUCGAGUCUCCAAGUCCAACGCGUGUGCAGAAAGCUGUUCAAACCAAAGAAGAUCUUCCAGCUCAAACUAUAUCUGGUACCCUUCUAAUCCCCAACCAGGACACUUCCCCGGGUGACCAAGGUGGUCGAUCUAGACGGUAUGGUUGUUCACCCACACGGGUGCGCUUUGAGGAUGAAUCGGAGAAAGAAGCAGAGUCUCGAUACUUGGAUAGAGUGAGACAGCGUAACAGGCCUGGGGCGCCCAAGUCCAAGAGCAAAGAAAGUAAUACGGAUUCUAGCAGUAGUGGUUCAGAGAGGAGCAGAAAAAAUCGAAAUGUCUCCAUGCCUGCGUCACAGAAGAAUCAAGUUGUGGGUGUCAGUGGUAAACCCACAACAGUGAUUAAAGAGAUAAUAGUGCUGGUGAAGAAAUGUGAGGCAUGUGGCUCUGUAGUCAAGGAGCCUCAGCCAGUCUCAUUACCGCCAGAGCCAAAGGACAGUGAGCCACAGCAGCCUGAGGACACGCGGGAAAAAGCGGCUUCUCGCUCGGUGCCUCAUAACAAACCAGAGGCAAGUACUCGUCCCAAAGCUCCUCUAACUGUCACUUUUGCAGGAGCUUUUGUGUUGGGGGAAAAUAAAGAGAGCAGCACAGGGUGGAAACCAUCAGGGUUUGGAAAGCUUAGGAGAAGGAGCAGGAAGGGAGAAAGUCGACUGGAGUCCGGCAAUGGCCCUUACGGUCCAUCUUGGGCUCAGCGGCGUAACUCAAAUCCCAGGAACAGGGUCAACUUGAGCAGAGCGGUUUCCUUCGCCCCAGAUAGUCCCGUUGCUAUGGAGCCCCAUUUGCCGGAGGCAUCUGAUGGAUUGAGAGAAUCACCUCCCCCAUCACUGCCUAUAAAGUCAGCCCUGAAGUCAAGUUCAAGGAAUCGCUCCGCUGCAGGUCAGUCCACUGUUCAGUUCCAGAUUACCUCAAAUCAGGGAGGUGAGGGAGGAGCCCAGCAUUCUGCCCUCCUGGACUCUCCAGAGGCAAGAAGGGAGUGUGCAGUGGCUUUAACCCAAGGGACCCCUGCAACAAGCAACCCAGUGCCCUGUAUCAGGCCCUCUACCCUGAGGUACUCCCCAGCCCGGCUCACCACUGACCUACAAGCUGCUGAACUCUGGGAUGCCACUCCAGAUGGAGCAGGUCUGAGUGAACUUGGUUCUGGUCCUGAGUGUCGUCCUGCUCUACGCGGCGUGGCUAUGUCUCGGGCUGAGGACCUCAGAGCGGAGCUGUUGAGAGCAGAACAUCUGAAAGCCGAGGCCAUAUGGGAGGAAAACUCUGACGGGUCCAGAAAGCUGGAUGGACGGCCAAAGCUCUUCCUGCGUCGCUUCUUUUCCUCCAUUGGUCUGAACAGUGUUGGUAGACUAGUGAAAGGAGGCCGCUCCAGCAGCAUGGAACAGCUCAGUAUACCCACCGCACCCCGGGCCGGCUCUGCUUCCCCAAGCCCGUCACGCAGACCACAGCCCACCACUCGCAUGCAGAGGACACCCUCACUGCAAACCCUCCACACGGUGCUGCCACUGGCCCAACUGCGCAAAGCCUCCUCAGUGCAGAGUUUGGAGAGACGAACAGAACGUUCAACAAUACUGGGAGAGGUGCAGAUACCGUACGGCCUGGCACCAAGUUACAGCCCUGAUAGCCCUCAGCUCGAGCUCCACAGGGCUCUGAGUGUUGAAGAUGUGCUUACCUCCAGAAUAGCGCGUCCAGUGGGCCGGGUCACCCAGGCAUUCCCUGAUGGGACCCUCCUCCUGGAGCUUGUUAGACCCCCAAAUGGUCCCUUUGGCUUCGUCAUCUCAAGGGGCAAAGGUCGACCAGACACCGGUGUGUAUGUGGAGAAAGUGGGUGACGGUGGUGGCGAAGGCCCUUAUAUAGGUCUACUCAGCAUCGGUGAUGAAAUUCUGCAGGUGAAUGGAGAGGCAGUGGCUGGACUCAGUCUGGACCAUGUGACGCGGCUCAUGACCCGGGAUAGCACCGCUUCUCUUCGGAUCAUGCCGGCCCGACGCAACCAGCGCUGACUGGGAAGAUAGGCCUGGCACCGAGCCACUUCUCCUGCAGACAUGGAUUAUAAUUCACCACUGCAAACACAUCUGAUGGACUGUAGCAUAUGGUAGAUAACCGAUGUGUAUUUCAGUGCAGUUUUACAUCUGAGAAUGGCUACAUGAGAUUACAGGGUUGGAAGUUAAUUUCCUGUUGUUCAACAACACAGCAAGGGAUUUGGAUUACAACGACAAAUCAAUAAAAUAACCAAAUGACAAAACUAUCACCAAAAACAUCCAGUAGUAGAGAGGACUCAUUAGCUAGAAACUAGAUUUCAGAGUAUAUAUUGUGAUACUUGUAAAAAGGUUAAGACGAUAACUACUGAUUCAACUCCAGCAAAACGUGUUUCUCUGCUUCUGUUUUUUUGUUCAGACAUAGUUGAAUAGGUAUCCUUUUUAUUCACAAGGUAUCUGAAUUUUAACCAAAUCUUUAAACAAUUUUCAAGCUCUCUAAAAUAAAAAAAAAAAAAAUGAGAUUAUUGCAUUUAUUUGUACUUAAGUAUUUGAGAUAAUAAAAAACUUUUCUCAUG
Anoplopoma fimbria (sablefish) is the source of this 4593-nucleotide messenger RNA. RefSeq lists its product as uncharacterized. The transcript is spliced from 10 exons. Gene Ontology annotation, biological process: regulation of cellular localization; centrosome cycle; establishment or maintenance of cell polarity. Lineage: Eukaryota; Metazoa; Chordata; Actinopteri; Perciformes; Anoplopomatidae. Gene Ontology annotation, cellular component: nucleus; cell cortex; apical plasma membrane. The record is from RefSeq and is a predicted model, not a curated record. Bases 569 to 4042 code for a protein of 1157 amino acids. Gene Ontology annotation, molecular function: protein kinase C binding.